This is a messenger RNA of Oreochromis aureus, 966 nucleotides long. RefSeq names its product paraneoplastic antigen Ma2. The record is from RefSeq and is a predicted model, not a curated record. NCBI's taxonomy places the organism in Eukaryota, Metazoa, Chordata, Actinopteri, Cichliformes, Cichlidae. The transcript has a single exon. The coding region runs from base 1 to 966 and encodes 321 amino acids.
AUGGAGUCGUGGGAGACCUUAGAUGAGGCUCACACAUUGAUGGUGCUUACUCCCGAAGGAGUGGAGAUAGGCCAAAUAGAACACACCCUAGAGAGUGUUAAAGCUUUGGGUCGAGUCCGGGUGAGAGGCCGGAGAUACAACAAAGCGCUUGAUAGGCUAACUGUCCUGUGUGAAACCAAAGAGAAAGUAGAUGCCACAAGAAUCCCACCUGAAGUGUAUCCUAUGGGGGCUGGAGAGCCUUGGUCCAUCAUAGUGAUAGCUGAAGCUUCGCCUCGUGAGGGUUUUUCCCAGAGUAAAUCGAAACACGGGGCUGAGGCACAGGAGAAUGGUAACUCUGCGGAGUCGAUAAUCCGUGCUGUGGGCGAUUUGUUGGCAAAGAUGGAGAGACCCUCCAGUGAAGCCAGUGGUUAUCGUAGACUCAGAAUGUUCUCAGGCACAGUACCAACCCCGGUUGGAGAAGAGACAUUCGAACAGUGGGUUGAACAAGCACACCUAAUGGUGGAGGAGAGUGACAGUUCUGCUAAAGAAAAGAGGCGCAGAAUUAUUGAGAGUCUUAAAGGUCCAGCACUAGCUGUGGUGAAAGCUGUGAGGACAGCUGACCCUGAUAUUAGCCCAGAACAAUGUCUAGAAGCUGUUGCAAAAGCUUUUGGCAGUGCUGAGACGGGUGAGGAUUUGUACUUUGCUUUUCGGUUACUACAACAGCAACCGCAGGAAAAACUGUCCGACUUUCUGAGGCGAUUAGAGCAGUCGCUGAGUAGGGUAGUGAGUCAUGGCGGUAUUGAAGCCCACCGUGUUGAUAGAGCCAGAGUAGAACAGCUCCUCAGGGGUGCCGUGUACUCCGACAUGAUGUUAGUGCAACUCAAGCUAAGAGACAGGAAAGAAACCCCACCCAGUUUUGUAGAGCUCUUAAGUGAGAUCAGAAGUGAGGAGGAGUAUGAAGCCUCCCGGCUAAAUUGCAUCUGGUAG